This is a messenger RNA of Caenorhabditis bovis, 2472 nucleotides long. Lineage: Eukaryota; Metazoa; Nematoda; Chromadorea; Rhabditida; Rhabditidae. The record is from the annotation of a GenBank genome assembly.
AUGUCAAACUGUAUCGAACCGAUUAUGCGUCGCUAUUUCGAAUAUGGGUACGCCUUGACGGGUAUUACAGCGGCAAGAAAAGCUGAGAAUAUGGUGAAGACUGAUACUGCAAUUAUCGAAAGAAGGCUCCGGCCCGUUUAUGAUGCAUUGGACAACAAUAAUCCAAAAAAGGCCAUUCAAGAGGUUGAUAAAAUUCUAAAGAAACAUCCGGAUACGGUUUGCGCUAAAGUUUUAAAAGCGUUGUCCCUUAUUCGAUCCGAAAGAUUAGCGGAAGCCAUGAGUAUUAUUGAUGCAAUCGAUGUUCCCGGAGUCAAACACGAUGAAAACACUCUUCUUGCAUUCGUUCAUUGUUUUAAAGAAGCAGUGCUACCAGAAAGAAUUAAUACUUUAUACGAAAGGGCUGUGGAGCUGGAACCUACUGAGGCUAAUCUCACACAACUUUUCAUGGCUUACGCAAGAACUAGACAAUACAAAAAACAGCAAGCGAUUGGUCUAAGACUGUACAAGGACUUCCAGAAUCCACCCUACUAUUUUUGGGCGGUUAUGGCAGUUCUUAUGCAAGCGUACGAAAAUCCGGAACUAGGAGGCAAAAUGUUGCUUCCAUUAGCUCAUAAAAUGUUUGUUGCGCAAAUCGAAAAAUCGGGAUAUACAGAAGGAACUGGAGCCGAAGUCGAGUUGAAUUUGUUGAUUUUGGAAGGAAUGAACCGCUGGAAAGAUGCAAUGGAUGCUCUCAGCCAUCCACAAGCGCAACGUCUCCCAAUGCCGCCAAUAUUCAUAACAGAGAAACGUGCGGAGUAUAUGGUCAAGGAGCAACAAUUUGAUGAUUUAAAGGAGAUUGCCGAACGGGAAAUUGAAUCAUUGCCAGACAAUUGGACCAUGUGGAGACAUCGUCAUUUGGUUUCUAUUGAGACUAUGAAGAAGAAGAUUGAAGAAAAUGAUAUGAAAGGACUCAAAUCAAUUUAUGAUGAAUCUGUUGAUUUUAUUGAAAAGAUAAUCGAAAAUGCCUCAAGCAAAAUGAGAGGACCAUUAAUGUCGCGACUCGAAUUCAUUAAACAGAUCAGUGCAGUUCCAGAGUUAAAGGAUAAAGUUGAUUUGAAGAAACUUGGCGAUCCGGUUGAUUUAAUUUUCUCAUUUAUUGAGAUCUUCUUCACAAAACCAUCAUGUUAUAAUGAUAUGCGAAUGUAUUUCUGUUUGCUCGGUGACGACGAUGUCAACAAGUUGACCGUAAAGUUGAAUGAAUGGAUCGAGUCGGUUAGCAAACUCGAAGAUGAUCAUAAAGAGACCAAGGUGUGGGCCAUAAUUACCUACGAACGAAUUAGACGUACAUUCGGUGAAUACAAGAAGGAACCAGAGACUCAAAAAAGGCAGCGAUUUCAGCAACUAAUCGCUCAAAUUGCACAUCCCGGAAGAAGUGAUUUGGCUAUGGGAUUCUUGUGCCAACUUGCUAUUUCGUCGCAUUGGGAUGAAUGGAGAGAGAAUAACGAUGAAGCGAAAUUAUAUGAGCUUAUCUUGCUUCUUGAGUACGUCGCUGCCAAAAACAAAGCGGAUCCGGUGUGCAAAUUGUCUCUGAUUCGCGCUUAUGCUCAUCUUGGAAACACUGCUCGAAUCACUGCGCUUGUGAAGCUUCUUGACAUCAAGUCGGUUCAGAAUGAUUCGCUCGGCUAUUUGACGUUUCCGAUUUUUGAACUUGCUGGAAGAUUCAAUUUGGCGAUUAUCGUCAAUACUCAGUUAGGUGUGAUUUACGACCAAGCAGAAAAAGAGAUAAUGGAAAGUGUCGUAAGCGCCUACAAAAACGGAAAGUUUUCGCAUAUUCCAAAACUCAUUCAGCUCGCCGAAAGAAUGCGAAAAUCUUCUCAGGCGGUCGCUUGCGAUGUUCUAAAUCGUUAUCUCUCGUCACUUUUCGUUAUCGAUGACGUUGAUGAGGCGAUCACAACUUGUUAUGGAGAUGAUGAACCGAUUGAUUUCACUGAUAUUCGAGACAAUCGCGACUUGAAUAUCAUUCCAUUCACGGAAGGCGAUUAUUAUCCGCCGCUUAUUGAGGAUAUGAACAAGCGCACAUUCAAGGAGUUUGUUGAUAUCACAAAACUUCGUCAUAUGGUGUGCCGAACGAUUGGUGCAAUCGGACGCGUUACUAGAGCCGGAGUUGACGCGAAAAAGGCGAGAGAUGAAAUGAGGAGUGAGAUUUCGGCAUUCUCAAGCUUCUUGCGUCAAUGCACUAAGGAAUAUGACAACUGCUUUUUGCCUUCGCGGCUAUUGCAAUCUCCUGCACCAAUGCAUAUAACCCAAUGGGUGCAUUCCGGUGGUUUGCAGAUUGUCGAGCGUCUCUUCUUUGCUGCUGAGAAAGUACUUGAGGCAGUCGAUAAUGGAAAGCCGGUAGAUGUCGACAUUUUCGGAACUGCUGAUCAGAUACGGGAGGAAUUGACCAGUAAGAAUGAUCAUUUCUUAAUAUUUGGAGCGUCACGCUAUUACUAA